Messenger RNA from Hippocampus comes (tiger tail seahorse), 1849 nucleotides. Its product is annotated as gastrula zinc finger protein XlCGF52.1. Gene Ontology annotation, molecular function: RNA polymerase II cis-regulatory region sequence-specific DNA binding; DNA-binding transcription factor activity, RNA polymerase II-specific. Gene Ontology annotation, biological process: regulation of transcription by RNA polymerase II. NCBI's taxonomy places the organism in Eukaryota, Metazoa, Chordata, Actinopteri, Syngnathiformes, Syngnathidae. The transcript has 5 exons. The record is from RefSeq and is a predicted model, not a curated record. The coding region runs from base 469 to 1779 and encodes 436 amino acids.
CUCCGAGCGGAAGCGGAAAAGAAUAUCAGGUGUGUGAAGGAAGCUCUUAUUAUAUUUUGGAGAGAAAAUUAAUUUAAUAAGUCUAUUGUAACUCUUGGCGAUAUGCACCUAAAGAAAAACAUUAGAAAUGUCGAAUACACUGUUGACUUUUGUGCCACAAAAAGACGCAUUAAUAAAUAAUGACAAACAAGAAUUGUGUUGUACUUUUCUUAAGUUGUCAUCUCUAAUUACACUCAUCACACAACUUGAUUUGUCUUUAUUGAUGUCUCACUCUUUGAUUUAUACACUUGGAAACUUCCGGAAGUUUGACCCGGAAAAAAAUCAAAUCGUUCAGAGGAAGUGAAUCCUCGUUGUGUACGUUAGCUAUCGUCAGAAGGGUUGGUGAAGCAUCUUGUGAAAAUUUAGAAAUGAGUGCACAAGUAAAGUAAGAAGUACAAGAAGAGUCAUCGGUUUGCGUUAGCCAUCGACAUGCGUGCGGACUUGCACGCGCAGCUGGCCGCCGUCAUGGAGGCGUUCGUGCACGCCGCUGUGGCCGAGCUCCACAAGCAGCAGGAAGGCGGAAGCGGACCGCCGGUCGACCUCCGCCCCGGAGACCAACUUCUGCGUGCGGACAGCGUACGCAAAGAGAGUCGUGAGAGGCUGGUGUGCUUUGCCGCCAUCUUGGAGACACUGGCAAACGAGGCUUUGGGGAAGAUCGUCAACAUCGUGGAUGACGUCAAACCAAGACGGGACGGUGAGGGAGCGCACGGCGGCGAGACGGCACAGAUCGCCAUUGUCAGCGUCCUCAACAACGCCUGUGUGGAGGCGGAGCACUCGUACGGCGUCCCUCCCCCGAAUCGCCACCUUCCCGCUCUGGCUCAGGACCAACCACCAGAGGAGCCGCCGUUGAUCCUGGCCGUCAGCAUCAAAGACCAGCACGGACACGUGGACCUGGAUGCCAUUGCUGAGCGCGCCGGACUAGGCGCAACGCUUCCUGCAAGCUGGAACGAGUUGGCGGCCGACGGCACCACGCAGAAGCCUGAGGUGCGAGUACGCCGCAGGAAGUCCUUGUCGUCUCCGAGCCAAUCGGCCCGGCGCCACCAACUGGGACAGGAGAGUGCCAACGUGAAGCCGUUCGCCUGUGAGGUCUGUGGCCGCUGCUUCACCCUGAGACAAAACCUGCGGCGGCACACCCGCGGCCACAUGGGGAUCAAGAAGUUUUGCUGCGGUGUGUGCGGGAAAGGCUUCACACGCGCCGUGGCGCUUCGGACCCACGAGCUGAUCCACACGGGCCAGAAGCCCCUCAAGUGCGAGCAGUGCCCCAAAAGCUUCCGGCAUGCCGCCAACCUGAAGAACCACCUGCGCGUCCACAGCGGCGCGCGGCCCUUCACCUGCGACGUCUGCGGCAAGACUUUCCGCCAGGCGGUCAAUCUGAAGAUCCACCGCCGCGUGCACACUGGCGAGCGGCCGUACGCGUGCCGCCAAUGCGGCAAGACCUUCAGCCAGCAGAGCAGCCUCAUCACACACGGCCGCACGCACUCUGACGAACGGCCAUUCGUCUGCACGUCCUGCCUCAAGACCUUCAACAACGCCAACAGCCUAAAGCUGCACGUGCGCGUGCACACGGGCGAGCGGCCGUACACCUGCGACAUCUGCGCCAAGACUUUUACCCAGGGAAGCCAUCUGCGCACGCACAAGACUCACGUGCAUGACGGCGGCAAACGCUUCAUCUGCGACAAGUGCGGAAAGGGCUACGCCAACGGGCGAAACCUCAAAACGCACAAGUGCGGCUACAGCUAGCGCACGCCGAACGCUGCCUGCUCGUGUCACGUCUUCGCCUUUCUUGAAUAAAGUCUUGGAUUGUGCCAAA